Messenger RNA from Aethalodelphis obliquidens (Pacific white-sided dolphin), 3528 nucleotides. RefSeq names its product scavenger receptor class B member 1 (gene SCARB1). The transcript is spliced from 12 exons. The record is from RefSeq and is a predicted model, not a curated record. Gene Ontology annotation, biological process: recognition of apoptotic cell; cholesterol import; cholesterol efflux. Gene Ontology annotation, cellular component: cytoplasm; caveola. Lineage: Eukaryota; Metazoa; Chordata; Mammalia; Artiodactyla; Delphinidae. Bases 206 to 1735 code for a protein of 509 amino acids. Gene Ontology annotation, molecular function: lipid binding; scavenger receptor activity; low-density lipoprotein particle binding.
CCCGGGGGCGGUCCGCCCCGGCGAUGGCACAUAAAACCGCUGGCCACCUGCCGGGCCGCUCCUCCGUGCGCUGCGGUCCGGGGCCCGCCGUGCCGCUGCGGCCCGCGUCCGCGGAGUCGCUGCUUCAGUCACGUUCGUCCCCGCCUCGGUCCCUCCACAGGCGCGGAGCUCCGCGAGCACCGCGCGGGCGCCGGGGCGCGCAGACAUGGGCAGCCGCUCUAGAGCGCGCCGGGUGGCCGCGGCGCUGGGCUUCGCCGGGCUGCUGUGCGCCGUGCUGGGCGUUAUCAUGAUCGUGAUGGUGCCCUCGAUCAUCAAGCAGCAGGUCCUCAAGAAUGUGCGCAUUGACCCCAGCAGCCUGUCCUUCAACAUGUGGAAGGAGAUCCCCGUCCCCUUCUACCUCUCUGUCUACUUUUUUGAUGUCGUCAACCCCAAUGAGAUCCUCCAAGGCCAGAAGCCGCAGGUGCGGGAGCGCGGACCCUACGUGUACAGGGAGUUCAGACACAAGAGCAACAUCACCUUCAAUGACAAUGACACGGUGUCCUUCCUCGAGUACCGCAGCUUCCAGUUCCAGCCUGACAAGUCCCGCGGCCUAGAAAGUGACAGUAUCGUCAUGCCCAACAUCCUGGUCUUGAGUGCAGCAAUGAUGAUGGAGAAUGGGCCCAUGAGCCUGAAGCUGAUCAUGACCUUGGCGUUCAGCACCCUUGGGGAACGUGCCUUCAUGAACCGCACUGUCAGCGAGAUCAUGUGGGGCUAUGAGGAUCCCCUCAUCCACCUCGUCAAUAAGUACUUCCCAAACAUGUUCCCCUUCAAGGGCAAGUUCGGGUUAUUUGCUGAGCUCAACAACUCUGAUUCCGGGCUCUUCACCGUGUUCACGGGGGUCAAAAACUUCAGCAGGAUCCAUCUCGUGGACAAGUGGAACGGGGUCAGCAAGGUCAACUUCUGGCAUUCCGACCAGUGCAACAUGAUUAAUGGGACUUCCGGGCAGAUAUGGGCGCCAUUUAUGACUCCUGGAUCCUCGCUGGAAUUCUACAGCCCCGAGGCCUGCCGGUCCAUGAAGCUCAUCUACAAGGAGCAGGGGGUGUUCAAAGGCAUCCCCACCUUUCGCUUCGUGGCUCCCAACACCUUAUUUGCCAACGGGUCCGUCUACCCGCCCAAUGAGGGCUUCUGCCCCUGCCGGGAGUCCGGAAUUCAGAAUGUCAGCACCUGCAGGUUCAACGCACCCUUAUUUCUCUCCCAUCCUCACUUCUACAACGCUGACCCAGUCCUGGCAGAGGCAGUGUCUGGCCUCCACCCUAACCCAGAAGAGCAUUCCUUGUUCCUGGACGUCCACCCGGUCACCGGAAUCCCCAUGAACUGCUCUGUGAAACUGCAGCUGAGCCUCUACAUUAAGUCUGUGAAAGGCAUCGGACAAACUGGGAAGAUCGAGCCGGUGAUCCUGCCACUGAUGUGGUUUGGAGAGAGCGGGGCAAUGGAGGGUGAGACCCUUCAGACGUUCUACACCCAGCUGGUGUUGAUGCCCAAGGUGCUGCGUUAUGCCCAGUACGUGCUCCUUGCCCUGGGCUGCGUCCUGCUGCUCAUCCCCAUCGUCUACCAAAUCCGGAGCCAAGAGAAGUGCUAUUUAUUUUGGAGUAGUAGUAAAAAGGGCUCAAAGGAUAAGGAGGCCAUUCAGGCCUAUUCUGAAUCCCUGAUGACAUCAGCUCCCAAGGGGACUGUACUGCAAGAAGCAAGACUGUAGGUGGGUACCAGGUAACGCCUCUCGCCCCCCAUCCCCUCCCAUAGUGAGUAGAACUCUGGCGGCUUGAAACGCUUGGGAUCUCACACAUCUCUUCAGCCUGAACUUCACCUGGAGUGUCUACAGAUUGAAAAUACGUAUUUGUAUAUUUUGUUGUCUUCUUACGUUCCGAGUGAUCCCAGGCGUGGUAGGCGAUGGAGGGUGACUAGUGGGCUGGUGUCUUGUUUGCAAGGUUGUCUUAGAAAGGCAGGAUCGAGGUUUAGGUCUCAGCUGCUUCUCAAACCUCUGGUGCGAUAUAGACUCUUCUGGGAAAGUCUGCGAAAAAAUGCAGAACCACAGACAUCCUUCUAGACCUCUUGGAAUAGCAUCAUGGGUGGGGCCCAGGAAUCUGUAUUUUAGUGGCCCCCUAACAGGAUCCUGAUGUAGAUAAGUUUAAAUAAAUCCGGAUGACUGGCCAAGACAAAAGAAUUUAGGCAUCACCUGGGCACCAAGUGUAGAUCUAGGACUCGGUCUGAGGGUAUGGUUGCCAGACUGAGCAAAAACAAGCAGCCCCAGAAACAACAACAACAAAUGGACGCUCAGUUAAAUGUGAAUUUCAGGGAAACAGUGAAUGAUUUUUAGCCUAAGUGUGUCCCAUGGAAUUAUCAGGACACGCUUCUACUGAAAAACUGUUUGCUGUUUACCUGAAAUUCACAUUUAACUGGCUGCCCUCCUUCAUCGGGCAGCCUACCUGCGGGAGACGGAGGCUAGUGCCUUUGGGGGUUCACCUCCUGGGCUGUGUUCCUUUAGGUCUGAGGUCUUAGGAGAGCCAAGUCCCGCCAGGGGAUGUGACAGGCAGAGCUCUGGGCCCUACGGUUGGGGUUUGGGCGGGGGUGAGUCGCCCUAUGCUUAUGCCUCGGAUUAUAGCUUUUGGUUUCUGAAAAAUGUACCACCUCUCCAGCUUCUGGGGCUGGGCCUGCUCGGGUUUAAAUAGCUUUCCUGAGAGCCACAGGCUGGGGAUGAGGUGACAGCCCUACUCUUUGGGACCAGUUGGCGGCUUCCAGUUUGCUUGGAUUGCCAGGGCCGGAGGAGGAGAUAAAAUAGAACAUGGGCGCUGGGCGUGGGUGGGUGUGUUGGCAGGUACUGCCAGCCCUGCAAGGAGCGGGAGGGAGGGACCGCUGUGCCCCCAGCCAGGCUCUGGGGGGCUCCUACUGCCGAUCUGGGGAUAAGAGAGCCCGACCACGUCAGGGCUGGGUGUUAAGGGGGUUGUCUUCCUGAGCUUAGGGGGCAGGGUGUCCUAGCUGGAGACGAGCCCCCCGUUGCCUUCCUCUCUCCCAGAAUUCCUCUUGGGACGCCCUUCUUGUGUACAAUUUGGCCCCAUUGGCACCCCUGCCCCCUUGCAGCCACGAUUCCCUUCUGCAGAAACUUGCCUGGCGUUCUCGCGGUGCAGGGGUGGGGUCUUCAGGCACAGAGAUGGGGGUUAUUUGCUUUUAGCAUAGAUAGAGCUGGUGUUCGUGAGGUCUCAGCCCCAUGGCUGCACCUCCCUGGACACAGCCAGGAUGUCCUGCUCCCUGCCCCCCCCCAAAAUAAAAAUAAAACAAAACCAAAGCUGGAGUCUCUUCGUGAUUUACCAGCAGAAUCCAAAUGUCAAGUUAUUAGGGAAGUUUUUGAUUAAAGAGAUGCUACUGCUCUGUCUUCUGGAAGACAGGUCAGCCUUCGGCCCGGAUGAGACCCCUACCCCCCGGUCACGUGUACUUGGGGAAGGCAGUGUCCUGUCGGGUCUGCUUUAGGGGACCAGACACCUGGGAAGCGGCCAG